UUUCCCUGGUUGGUCUCGAAUUCCUGAGCUCAAGCAUUCCAGAGUACCUCCCAAAGUGCUGGGAUUAUAGGCAUGAGCCACUGCGUCCAGCCAGUUCCAAAGUUUUGAAUUUCUUUUCUAAAAAUAUUUUCUAAAAGUUUUAAAUUCUGAAACAUCUGGCUGCCAGGGUUUUAGAUAAGAGAUUGUGGACCAGAAAUCAAGAUGAUGUUUUGAAAAGUGCUUUUCUCUGGUCACUCCUUGUGUUACCCCAGGUCAUGUAGGAAAAUGGGAAAUUAUGCUGGACUUAAUGCCAAAAAAGCUAGAUUCUUUGCUUCCCCCAUUUAUUUUGUUGUUGUUACUUGAGACAGGGUCUCACUUGAGUACAGUGGCAUGAUCUUGGCUCACUGCAGCCUUGACUCCCUGGCUUCGGUAAUUCUCCUACCUCAGCCUCCCAAAUAGUUGGGACUACAGGCGCCCGGCUAAUUUUUGUAUUUUUUGUAGAGACAGAGUUUUGCCAUGUUGCCCAGGCUAGUCUCAAACUCCUGGGCUCAAGCCAUUCACCUGCCUCGGCCUCCCACAUUUGUAUUUUUCAAAGUAUACUCUUAAGCUCAGAUGAAUUCAAGUUUUCACAGCCAGAAACUGGUAGAACUGGUGUUUGAAAUCUUUCAUUUUCCAGUGCUUAAACUCUUCAUCAUUGUAAGAUACUUCUUGUGUGGGUCUUUUCUGUGGAAACCACACUUGAAGAUUUCUACUCCUUAACCCCAAGCCUCUUUAUGACAUCCAUCCAGGACCAGCUCUGCUUUCCUGUUGAAGGUCUCAAGAGACUUGCCUUCCUCCUCUCGGUAGCUGCCAGUACUCUUACCAUUUCAUGAGUUUUCCCCCAACCUUGGCUGUGGAAUGUGAUACCUAGUAGUUUCCCCAGCACUUUUCUCCCAAUUUCCUUGCUAUACCUGAUGACAACUAUUCAGGCCUCUUCCAUUCCUAGGAUCUUGCUAUUAAUCACUAUGGGGAUAAGUAAAAGUAUUAUAUACAAAAUAAUUGCAUAACAGAAUAAUAUAGGGCAGUUACAUAGAAUGAUUCUUGCUGUUUAAUCCUGGAAAAUGUGAUCCCCAAGGAUUCACAUUUUAAUUUCUGCUCUUUAUUUCUGAGGAUGGAGUCACCAUGUUCCCCUUCUGGCUACACAUUUAGAUGCAUUUCAGGUCUGAUGAUAGUUGCAAUGUAAAAAAGAAUAGCAAGGCCUUUGGUUUCUGUAGACAAUGUGGACCAGAUAACGUCCAGACUGGGUAAUAUCUGGUUUAUUAGUGUUACUGGAUGGGAAGUCUUGACUGAGUUGUCUGGGUUUUUGGCGUGUUAAAGAAUUUGAACAAAACAUAGAAACAAAGCAACAAAAGAAGCAACGAAAGACAAAGCAACAAAAGAACGAAGUAACAAAAGCACAAAUUUAUUGAAGCGAAGCAAGUGCUUCAAGAGUCCUAAUUGCAGUGUUCUUAAGGGUUACUAGGCUAAAAGAAUUUGGUAAACCCCUAGGUGCCCUUUACAGUCGUCCAAUUGGUUACACCCUGUGAAGGAUUGGCCUGUGACCAAUCAGAGGCUGAAAUGGAGAUGGCCGAGGACAAUCAGAGGUGAUGUGGAAACUUCUGUCUUGUAAUCACAGGAGUGAAGGUGUGGCCUGUAUGCUGCCUAGUCUUGCCUAGAAUUGGCUGCACCUGCUGUUCUUUUGCUUCUGCCUUAACCCUUGGUUACCCUAAUUUCCUAUUCUCUUGCCUCAUUAGGCCUUUACCCUGACUAAAAAUGUACUCAUCUAGCUGGGACAAAUCCUACACUGCAUUUGUCCCGUCUAGAUGAGUCUUCUAGCAGAGUACAUGGCACAUAAGUAGGCAUUCAAAAAUUCAACAUACAGUACAUUUUGUUACCUAUGUGCCAGGUGUUGGGCAGGCUGAGUUAACAGCUGAACAGAAACCUACCUACCCAACGUGCUAACUUCCAUACAGCAUGGUCGUGCAUCCAAAUCAAACGGAAAACGGUAUGGGAGAUCUGGAAAGGCUUCCUGUGGGUGGCAUCUGAUUACCUAAAUUCCCAUCCCACUUUCACUGACUUUGACACUUGGAACAAGCAGUCUCUUAGUGCCUGUUUUCCCACUGGUAGGUAAAUGGGCUAAUGACGGUAUCUUUGGCACUAGACUUCGUCAAUUAAUGAAAAGCACAUAGAAGAAGACAGCCUGGCUCUCUAAGUGGGCAGUGCGAUUCCCAAGGACGGUACUUCGCCUGAUGGUCUUCCUCUAGGCUGAGAAGCCAGGGUAAAUCCAUUUGAUUUUCCUACCACACAGUGCCUUCUCUCCUGAUGAGUUCAAAGCUUUAAGUCUAUCCAGUUCUGUCCAGACGCGUCUGUUCAUCUCCAACAGGCCCACUGGAGAGGCGGGUUUUCCAAAGCCUGGCACGGCCCACUGCAGGUAACGCCUUCUGCCCUCCAGCGCCCUCAGGCCUCUGGCGUCCACCCUUCCUCCCCACCCGACUCCGGAACCUCUUACCGCGCCCCGCCCGGGCGCCUGGCUGCGGGGGGUAGAGGCCUUCCGCCACACGCGCGGCCCCGCCCCGGCCUCCACGUGACCUGGCGUGCGGAGCGCGCACGCGGGAACCCGCGCUGGAGGCGGGCGAGGGCAGAGGGGCAACUGGGGAUCGCGGCUUGAGGAGGGCGGGGCCACGCCACAGGCCCGCCUGUGUCCUCAGCUGCCUCCGCGCGCCAAAGUCAAAUCCCGACACCCGCCGGCGGGCCGGUGAGCUCACUAGUUGACCCGGCAGGUCAGGAUCUGGUUUGGCGGUCCCGCGAGCUCCAGUGCGCGCACCUGUGGCCGCCUCCCAGCCCUCUCGGCCGGAGGCGCUCUGGGCCGCCACAAGACUAAGGAAUGGCCACCCCGCCCAAGAGAAGCUGCCCGUCUCUCUCAGCCAGCUCUGAGGGGACCCGCAUCAAGAAAAUCUCCAUCGAAGGGAACAUCGCUGCAGGGAAGUCAACAUUUGUGAAUAUCCUUAAACAAUUGUGUGAAGAUUGGGAAGUGGUUCCUGAACCUGUUGCCAGAUGGUGCAAUGUUCAGAGUACUCAAGAUGAAUUUGAGGAACUUACAAUGUCUCAGAAAAACGGUGGGAAUGUUCUUCAGAUGAUGUAUGAGAAACCUGAACGAUGGUCUUUUACCUUCCAAACAUAUGCCUGUCUCAGUCGAAUAAGAGCUCAGCUUGCCUCUCUGAAUGGCAAGCUCAAAGAUGCAGAGAAACCUGUAUUAUUUUUUGAACGAUCUGUGUAUAGUGACAGGUAUAUUUUUGCAUCUAAUUUGUAUGAAUCUGAAUGCAUGAAUGAAACAGAGUGGACAAUUUAUCAAGACUGGCAUGACUGGAUGAAUAACCAAUUUGGCCAAAGCCUUGAAUUGGAUGGAAUCAUUUAUCUUCGAGCCACUCCAGAGAAAUGCUUACAUAGAAUAUAUUUACGGGGAAGAAAUGAAGAGCAAGGCAUUCCUCUUGAAUAUUUAGAGAAGCUUCAUUAUAAACAUGAAAGCUGGCUCCUGCAUAGGACACUGAAAACCAACUUCGAUUAUCUUCAAGAGGUUCCUAUCUUAACACUGGAUGUUAAUGAAGACUUUAAAGACAAAUAUGAAAGUCUGGUUGAAAAGGUCAAAGAAUUUUUGAGUACUUUGUGAUCUUGCUGAAGACUACAGGCAGCCAGAUGGUUCCAGAUACUUCAGCUUUGGGUAUCUUUGUAGCUUCAUAUCAAUAUAAGUUUCUUUAGAAAACUCAAGUUUUUAACCAUUUUUGUUUUAAGGAAAAAAGAUUUUUAAAAUGAAUCUUAUGCAAAACUUUUUGACCAGUUUCUUUUCUUUUCUUUUCUUUUUUUUUAAAAAAAACAUUUAAAGACAAAGACAUUAUUUCUUAUAGCAGGAAAUGUAGAGGUAGAUGGUUCCAGUAUCAGCAUUGCGGCUAAACUACAUUAUAAAAGAUCCAGCUUCCUUCUGUCAUUCCCCUCUUUUGUCUUCCUCAGCAGGUUGGCUUUUUUCCCUGGUGCCUCUCACCUCAUUGGUGACCAGUUUCUUAAAUUGAAAGCUUUAAUGUUACAUAGUAAAUGGUAGUGUGUCCUGUGUAAAUUAGUGUACCUAUUAAAAGUUGCAAAGUGGAAUUAAAGGAAUCCCUAGAAUAAGGACUCUAAAGUUUUAUUUUAAAUUAUUAUCUUCUUAACAGUUUAGUCCCACCUCUUACUUCCUGCCUCAGUCUGCUUUCUCUAUUGUCUGGAUUAAUUAGGCAGCCUGCUAUAAAGUUAAAGUCACACAUUUCUAUUUUGCAAACAUUGUGAUUACUCUUUGCUUUUCAGUUUGCUUUGCUUUGUAGGGUUCUACUUUAAGUUUUUCUCUUUUUCAGACAAAUUACUGAUAAAAAUGAUAUUGCUCUAUAUGUAAUAUAUCCUGAAAGCAUUAUUUUUUGUUUAAUAGGAAAUAAAAUUAAUGAAGACAGAGGCUAGAAAGCAUCCAUUAAUGAAUGAGACACACUUAUCUACUUAUCUCUAAAUCAUCUAUGUGAAUAUUUGUAAAAAUAAUGCAUGGAUUCAUCUUAGUUCUGUAUAUAAAUAUAUUUUCUUUCUAGUUUGUUUAGUUAAGGUGUGCAGUGUUUUUCUUGUGUAUUAAACCUUUCCAUUUUACAUUUUAGAAAAUUUUAUGUAUUUUAAAAUAAGGGGAAGAGUCAUUUUCACUUUGAAACUACUAUUUUUCUUUCUAAGUCAUUUUUGUUUUUGGUUUCUUUAUUCAAAGAUGAUAAUUUAGUGGAUUACCAGUCCAGAUGCACUGAUCUUUGCAAAGGGGACCUAAUUUCAAAUCCGUAAUUACCAUACAUAAACUGUCUCAUUAUACGUAUGCAUUUUUUUAGUUUGUUUUUGUUUGGUAUAAAUUAAUUUACUUAAUUAAAUAUUUGUUAAGUAUAAACCUUAUGAACUACAGUGGAGCUACACUCACUGAAAUGUAGUUUCAGUUCUAAAAAGAUGUAAUAAUCAUUUUAGAAUUAAAAUUUAUUCUACUUUUAAAUAAAUUAUGAAUAUUAAAGGUGAAAAUUGUAUAAAUUGAUUCCAUUUUAAGUGGAGAAAUAUUUCAGUGAUUUUUAGUAACCUUUAAAAAUGUAUAUUGACUUUUAAAAUUUGUAGAAUUGAAAAGACGCUAAUAAAAAUUUAUUAUUUAUUUGUCAUGACUUAAAA
Symphalangus syndactylus (siamang) is the source of this 5199-nucleotide messenger RNA. It is a transcript of the gene DCK, whose product is annotated as deoxycytidine kinase. Gene Ontology annotation, cellular component: cytoplasm; mitochondrion. The record is from RefSeq and is a predicted model, not a curated record. NCBI's taxonomy places the organism in Eukaryota, Metazoa, Chordata, Mammalia, Primates, Hylobatidae. Gene Ontology annotation, molecular function: deoxycytidine kinase activity; ATP binding. Gene Ontology annotation, biological process: nucleobase-containing compound metabolic process.